This is a messenger RNA of Ipomoea triloba (trilobed morning glory), 836 nucleotides long. RefSeq lists its product as uncharacterized. Gene Ontology annotation, biological process: regulation of DNA-templated transcription. Lineage: Eukaryota; Viridiplantae; Streptophyta; Magnoliopsida; Solanales; Convolvulaceae. Gene Ontology annotation, molecular function: transcription coregulator activity. Gene Ontology annotation, cellular component: histone deacetylase complex. The transcript is spliced from 6 exons. The record is from RefSeq and is a predicted model, not a curated record. The coding region runs from base 1 to 537 and encodes 178 amino acids.
AUGCGGAGAUCACAGUCGUCUUUCACUCUGCUCCUUAACGCAAACACUACCUACAAUCUGCUUCUAAUUCCCUCGCUUCAGCAUCGCAAAGACAUCUCCAAAAAUCUUCGUACAGUCUCAACCCUAGACUGUUUCGAUUUAGAAACAUCGUCUUCCAUAGCUUUCUCACAAGGUGUAGAAAAGCACAAGAAGCAGGAGAGAUAUGCAUGCAAACAGAUUUUGCAGAGAGAAUAUAAACUUCAUAUUUGGAUAAUUACACACCGUACCAAGUCCGUGCUCGUGGGUCUUGAGGGUUUGGUCAAGAAAGUAGUUGGCCUUUGUGGAUGGCAUUGGCUGGUGCUUACAAAUGGCAUAGAGGUCAAAUUCCAAAGGAAUGCUCUAAGUGUGAUUGACGGUCCUACUGGAAAUGAGGAAGAUGAUGACCUUGAAUUCAAGAAUUUUCAGUGGAAUGGUUCUGAUAUGGUCCAUUUCUGUGUUAUAUUCUUCAAAGAAUGGACCAUAAAGAAUAUUAUCUUUGAAUUAGUACAUCAAAAGUAGAUAUCAGUUACUCAUUGCAUACAACAACAAUUAUGAACAUGAUAUAUACUCUCAAUUGAAGAAAUGAAAUCAGGUGUCAAUGGUAGGAGUAUUGCCUUGUUUCCUGAUUUUCCUUGGCUUCCUUGGCGUUAAUGUUGGAUUUCACUGCUGGGCAUGUAGUAUUUAUAGGAUAUUUCCCACCCAAAUUUAGAUUCAAAAAUUGUAAUUAUUAUUUUUUAGCAUGCUCUUUUAUUGUAUUGUAACUUGUAAAAGUAAACACAUUGGUAAGUGCAACUAAUUAAUUACCUGUUAAAUGUUAA